AUGUCGAAGAACCCAUUGCUGUCCGAUGAUUCAUCUGACUUGGAGGACGACAUCUCCCUGUCGCGCGGAGGUUAUGCAUCACCUCCCAGCAUCUGGCCACAGCGGGUCCUUCGCUUGCUACAAUGGACCGAGCACCUGCUGCUAGGCACUGCUAUCUGCAUCAUCGUUGUUCUGUCAGCAACAUGGGGUCGGCAGAGCCGAACAGAUGCACAGUGUGGCCGACAGCUUUCGGCGUUCUCUUUGCCAAAGUUGCUUGACCUCGCGGUCGGCAGCUACCAUGACCAUCAUUUCCAGGGAUCACUGCUCGCAAGCAACGAGUACAAGGACCCGCCAAGUCUGUCACCACCGAGCAAGGCCGUGGAUGAGACUUGGGAGAUCUUCAAAACCAUCGGUGCAAUCCAUAUCACUGAAGACGACGUCAGAGCACUGGGCAAAGAUCCGCGAAAGACUGUGAGAUGGCCGGAGAAGUAUGGCGGCGGGUAUAUAGGCUUCGUGGAGUCUUUGCAUAUGUUGCACUGUCUGGACUUUGUUCGGAAGAUGACUUGGGGUGAGCAUUACGCUGGUGACAAGUAUUUUCAGGAAGACGCAUUUGGUGUUCGCAGACAUGCUGACCACUGCAUUGAUAUCAUCCGCCAGGCACUGAUGUGCAAUGCGGACGUUGGGAUCUUCACAUAUGUCUGGGUAGAGGGGUAUCCGAAACCAUUUCCCGAUUUCGAUGUUCAGCACAAGUGCAGGAGUUUCGAUGUCGUGCUUGAUUGGGCCAAGACAAAUCAGGUGUCUGAUGUUGUGCUGGCUGAUUUGGACAGGAAUGGAACGGAGGUGAGGGAGGGAUUUCUUCGUUCAUAG
Messenger RNA from Cyphellophora attinorum, 846 nucleotides. RefSeq lists its product as uncharacterized. The record is from RefSeq and is a predicted model, not a curated record. Gene Ontology annotation, biological process: mycotoxin biosynthetic process. The transcript has 4 exons. NCBI's taxonomy places the organism in Eukaryota, Fungi, Ascomycota, Eurotiomycetes, Chaetothyriales, Cyphellophoraceae. The coding region runs from base 1 to 846 and encodes 281 amino acids.